Molecule: messenger RNA, 2787 nt
Organism: Lotus japonicus
Lineage: Eukaryota; Viridiplantae; Streptophyta; Magnoliopsida; Fabales; Fabaceae
Product: FHA domain-containing protein At4g14490-like
Exons: 2
Coding region: 58-1284 (408 amino acids)
Molecular function (GO): protein binding; mRNA binding
Source: RefSeq, a predicted model, not a curated record
AAAAGUUGGAAUUUCAAAAUAUCAAAACCAGAAUCAGUAGCCACAUUCUCACUGAAAAUGGAACCUCCCUCUCUCACACUGCGAAUCCUCCAAGGUCCUCCCCAUUGCAAAGGACAAACCCACAACUUCAAACCCGGAUCCGCAAUCCGAAUCGGCCGGGUCAUCCGCGGCAACACCCUCCCCAUCAAGGACCCUGGCAUUUCCUCAAAGCACCUCAACAUCCUAACCGAAUCGGGUCAAUGGGUGCUCCGAGACCUCGACACCUCAAACGGCACCGUUUUGAACGGCUCCAAUGUCCUUCCGCAAACCCCUUUCCCUCUUCACGAUGGCUCCACCAUCAAGAUCGGAGAACUCACCUCCAUCCUCGUCAACCUCCUCCACCCGAUCCCAACCGAACCCGUCACCGUUCCCGAGGCUGAGGGCUCUGAACCACCCGUUGCCAAACCGGGUCGAGGUAGAAGAGGUAAGGGUUUGAAGGGGAAGGUUGCGAUUCACGAGAACGCGAGCGUUGACGUUGGCGAUGAAUCUGGGUUUGUGGGUCGACCCGAGAGCAACCGGGUUACCCGGAAUACGAAGAAUAACCGCAGUGUGGUUGGGGUUUCUGGUUCGAGUGUUGCUGGGGAUUUGGGUGCUGCGGAAGAGAAGGUUGCAGAACCGAAGAACACGCGGUCGAGGGCAGCGCUGGGUUCGAAGAAUAAGAGGAGCGUGAUUGAGAUAGUGGAUUUGAGUUCUGGGAAUUCGGAUGAUGCUCCGGAAGAGAAGGUGGAAGAACAGAAGAAUUCAAGGGUGACCCGAAAUUUGAAGGAAUCUGAAGCUUCAAGCUUGCAGAUUGGGGUAGUAGAACCGAGAAUUACAAGGGUGACCCGGAAUUUGAAGAACAAGCAGAGUGUGAUUGGGGUUGGGGAUAGUGUUCAAGCUUCAAGUUUGCAGGUUGGAGUGGAGAAUGUUGAGAAGAAGAAAACGAGGGGCGGUGGCAGGAGGAAGAAAUUGCCUGAAGAGUGCACUGAUGGUGGUGGGAAAGAGACAGAAAAGGAGAAUUUGAAUGGUGAUGGGAAAGAGACUUGUGAUGGGAGAGAAAAGGAGAAUUUGAAUGGUGAUGAUAAUUUGCCUGAUUUAGAGAAGUUGAGUCUGGGUGAGUGGUUUGAUUUCUUGGAAGUUCAUUUGCCAAAACAGAUAGUUGAUGCAACUGAAGAGAUGUUUGGUUCAAUGAGACAGAAAGCUGAGAGACUCAGAGAGUACAUCAUAAUGCAAAAGAUUCAAGAGGUUACAGUGCCUGUGGAGUAGACUACAUUCUUAUUGUCUUUGCUUUUAUUGUUCAUCCUUUUCAACUAUAUUAGUUCCCUGUUUGUUUGUAAGUAUAUUAACAUAGAGUAUGGUCUAGAACUCUAGAUAAAUUUAACUUCCUAUUGUGAAAUCUGUCUAAAUCUCAGGUGGGUUUUGUUUCUGUUCCUCUAAAAUCUAAGGAACCAUGGAUUAUGAAAAUCCAUGGUGUCAUGAAUUGAAUUGCUAGUUCAGUGACAAACAAAUGUUAUGUUUCUGUUCUGCCUCACUCAACUUACUAUUUAAUGUUUAGUGAUAAGUGAAGGUGAAGAUUACCACUGUUUUAUGUAUACGCUCGAGGUUUAUUUGGAUUUUUCAUUGUUACUAACUAUUGUUGUAAACUAUGAUCACAUCUACAGCUUAAGAGUACUUUGGAUGUAUUAGAUACCUGACAUAUUACUUAAUGCAAGUUGGAUCAUUGGCAGAUUACUUAAUGCUACAGAAAAUUAUUAGGAAGGUCAAUAUGGAAUGAAUCUGAUUAAUAACUACUGCAGCAUUUCAUAUCUGAAUUGACUCAUCGACACUUAAGUCUACACAUAGUUCGUUGUUUGUAUUAAUGCAAAUUCCUGCAAAAAAAAAGUAGAUAUUUGCAGAUUGGCAGCUUGGCAGCUUGGCAAAACAUAUAAAGACACUAGAAUCAUCUAUAAUAGUGUUAUUGAAGGUUUUAGAGGUGGAAGCAUGGCUCUUCAUUUUUGUUCUCAUCUGGUGUUUCUUCCAUUCCUCGCUGUUGAUCCCCUUGCAUUCAUGUACAGCUUUGAGGACAUACCCUGAUUUAUUAUAGUUUGCAACUGGAGAUGGCUUUUUACCACAGAAUUUGUUUAGACAGUAUGGAUGGUUCUUCUUCAUGGCACAUUUGUAAUGCUUCCUUCAUUUAUCUUUGUUAUUCAUCAUUCAGACUAUGUAUCAACUCUGUGCCACUCUCUUUGACUCUGUUUCAUUGCCAAGUUCACUUCCUUCAUUUAUCUAUGUUAUCCAUCAUUCAGACUAUAAGGAAUUUUGAAUCACUUAUUCAUUAUGUGUUUUUUUUUUCUGGUUAUUUGAAUCACUUAUUCAUGUAUCUUUGUUCUCUCUUAACCUUUUUUUUCUGGUUUCCUCCAGCUGUUUAUUGUCCUUUUCUCAUAUUUCUAUCAUACUAAUAGAGUAAUAUUUGUUCUACUAUUUUUCUCACAAUGUCUCAUCUCAUUUUCGCUCUCAAACCAAACACAUCCUACAAGUGAAAAUGAUGCACAAAUGACAAAGAUGAAUGAGAGCCGUGCACUGAUUGUGGAGAGGAAUAAGGGGAAAGGACAGAAAAAACAGUUGAAGAAUGGCUAUCAAUCAUACAUGACCUGUGAAUUUCUCUAUCAAAUCAUAUCACUUUCCUGCGAAGGUUGUCAACAUAGGGUCUGAUCUGGUCUUCUAUUUCUUAUUAAUUAAUGCCGUUCGGUUAGGGAAGGUUCCUGCCUAGUGCCUACUGUACUUAACUCA